AAACAGAGCAAACAGUCAACCAAUAUCGAAAAAAUAAAAACAUUUAGCUACCUCAGGCCGUGGUAGAAAAAUACAUAUAUAUAUAUAUACAUAUAUAGUUAACGGCUCCAAUUCUGAACCACCUGAUAUGUAGGAGGAGGAGUUGUGAAUCAAUUGAUUGCCCCAAUACAACGCAUCGACCACGCCCUCAAUCGAAGUAGCAAAGAGCUACGAGAAUACCCCGGGGAGACAUAUAAUACUCCGCGACUUAUAUAUAUAGCCGUUCCAGUUGUGCGCCGCGCGGACCAUAUUUUCCAUCUCAUCUUUCGCUCUCCUUCAGGUUUUAUUACUUUAUUUUUCACUGGUAUAUUCUGUAUCUUCGAAGAAGGCGGAGUGAGAGCAGCAGGGGAGUUGUCGUUUUGCGCCGCUUCUUUUUCGUCUUCUUCUCCUUUUCAGUUUUAUAAGUCGGGAUGGAUAAAAUCGCGCAAACUCCGUUCGUACGGGAGUUAGCUUCCAGUGAUAAACGAACCCGUGACAAGGCCCUUGAAUCCCUAACCCGCUUCAUUCAAAGCCGGAUAGGCCUGCAACUUGUCGAGCUAUUGAAGAUAUGGAAGGGGUUAUUUUACUGCUUCUACCACUCCGACCGCCCUCUCACCCAACAAUCCCUCUCCCGCUCCCUUUCCUACGCCCUCGUCCCCUCUCUCCCUGAACAAACCCUCCAACCAUUCUUGCGCGCAUUCUGGAUAACCAUGUCGCGUGACUUCCACUCGCUGGAUAGACUGCGGCUGGAUAAAUAUCUCUAUCUGAUACGGUGUUAUGUGGGUGUUGCGUUUGAUGUGUUUUUGAAGAAGGGGCUGGCGGGGGUAGAGGGGGAAGCGAAGGAGGGGCAGGGGAACGGGAAAGGGAACGGGACAGGGAAAGAGAAGAGCGCUGGCAAGAAGAAAGGGAGUCUAGGGAAGCGAAAGAGGGGUGGGGAGGUGGAUGAAAAUGGGGAGGCGGAUGCUGAGUCGGGUGACUCGGGGGUCUGGAAGGAGCUAGGGAUAUACCUUGAUAUGCUGGAGGAGGGCCCGCUGUGUCCUAUUAAUUUUGACCCGGCUGGUGACGAUGGCGCCGAGGACCCUGCUGUGCGAAUGCAUAAGGGUCCCGAUGGGCUUCGGUAUCAUUUAUUGGAUAUUUGGCUGGAUGAGAUUGAGAAGGUUGCUGUUGUUGAGGUUGAGGGGGACACUGAGGAGGAUGGCAAUGAUGAUGAUGAUGCUGAGGGGCGGGAUAAUGAUGGUACGAAGGAGAAGAAGACGAAGAAGCGGUUGAAACAGGGGGUGCCGAUGGAGUUACUUCUUCGUCCGAUUGUUGGGCUUCAGCGGAAGAGCAUUUCGAAGCUGGUUAGAAAGCGGGCUGGGGAGGUAUUAGAUGAUGAGAGGUUGGUGGAGUGGGGGGUGAGGGAGAAGAAGGAUGACGAUGACGACGACGACGACGACAACGAUGAGGAAGAAUGGGGAGGCAUUGAUGGGUGAUUUUUUUUUUUUUUUUUUCCCUUUCUAUUAUUCUGAAUCAUUCAUUUGCCGGUGUUUAUUUGGCCUUGUUCUUUAGAACUUUUGUGGUGUUAAAUGUGACUAGGUAACCCCCUUUGCCAUGAUAGAAGGGGUUAGUUAGUUAUUUCACAUUUCCUAUCUGUAUCCACUACCCAGCCCCUUGAAUGAGCAUGUAUGGAUGUUCUAGUCAUGUAAAGAAUAUAUACAUAGAAGAGCAUUAGAUACAUGCGAGAACAAGAGCACUAGCCCAUGUCUUUCAACUAAUGUAGUUUGGGCAGAUAGAUUCCUCGCCCGGUUCCCCGGGGAGGGUAGGGGUGUGUGAAAUGCCAUCUCGAAGAAAAGGAAAAAUCGCGCUGCGAAAAAAGGGAAAAGAAGUGUACCACCACACUCAAUAAACCUAUUGAGAAACGAAUCCUACCAUCCCGUACAAUUCACUCUUCAUGAAAAAAGAAUUUGAAAAAAAGCCUGUGCUUAUCGCUAGGUGUUUAUCCACAGCUAAGAGAAAAAAGAAAUGCAAAGAAUGGGACGCAGUGUACAGAAUGCUUAUAUAAAUAAAAUGGAAAUUGGAAAAGAAUGAGAAGGAGAAGGAGAAGGAAGGACGGAACGAUCCUGUUUCUAAAAGGGGUGUUUGGCUGAGGGAUUGGUGGAGUGAAUAAGGGUAACUUUGGUGACAUCGGUGAGAAGAAGGGAAGUGAAGUAGCCAAGGAGGAAAAAUAUUAGGAAAAAAGGAAUGGAUGUUUUAUCACAACAAAAGACCAUAUAGAAAACUCAAACCCAUAGUCUAAUGCAUCGCAUUGGGGGA
Blastomyces gilchristii SLH14081 is the source of this 2310-nucleotide messenger RNA. RefSeq names its product ribosomal RNA processing protein. The record is from RefSeq and is a predicted model, not a curated record. Gene Ontology annotation, biological process: rRNA processing. The transcript is spliced from 3 exons. Gene Ontology annotation, cellular component: preribosome, small subunit precursor; nucleus; preribosome, large subunit precursor. Lineage: Eukaryota; Fungi; Ascomycota; Eurotiomycetes; Onygenales; Ajellomycetaceae. The coding region runs from base 450 to 1490 and encodes 346 amino acids.